Molecule: messenger RNA, 2061 nt
Organism: Parathielavia appendiculata
Lineage: Eukaryota; Fungi; Ascomycota; Sordariomycetes; Sordariales; Chaetomiaceae
Product: RGS-domain-containing protein
Exons: 3
Coding region: 1-2061 (686 amino acids)
Biological process (GO): intracellular signal transduction
Source: RefSeq, a predicted model, not a curated record
AUGGCCGCGACGUCAAAGUUAUCUCGCUCAUCGCCACCGCCUGAAGAACAAACCGACCCGCCGACCGUCCGCGACCGCACGACGACUUUCCACACCACAUCCCUCUCGGGUCCGUCAUCCUCAAGUGCCACUCGCCGCGAAACCUCCGCCUCGGUUGGCGCCAGCAGUGCUCAUCGGGGCCACCAUCUGAGCCAUUCGUCCAUCAGCUCGCAGCGGUCGAACGGCAUCCUCGCAUUUUUCGACAGGACGCUUGCGGGAAUCGCGGAGCCCAGGGUUCGACCACGUCAGUCGCUCAGUCGCAUCUCGACCGGUCCCGAAUCACUAGGUAGCAGCCAGUCCAGCCCGGAGAAGGGACUUCGCAGUGCUAGGCCAACAUCCAACUACGCCGCUCCCGUGGGGCCAUUGUUCGUCGACGGCAGCCACCCGAGUCCGACAAUCGUGCUCGGUGACCCACCCUCGCAGCCGUACAGCCAGACGAAUCCCUCGCUGCCGGAGCCAACCCUCAUCCCCCGUCCCGACGCCAAAAUGCACCAAACAUCGUCGCGGCUAUUGCGCAUGACGGACGAUGAUCGUCCGUUCACAAAAGAUUUCAAUGACCUCUUCGCUACCCUGAUCGUCAGCCUUCUGCCGCUCUCGGCACAUCGCGUGCGACUUUCCAAGGUGGAACACACGUUUCUCUCUGAAGAUGCCAUCAACAACCUGGGUUCGCUCAAAUUCUCUCAGUCCAACCGGAUGCCGGAUCCGAAGGACCCCUCAAGAAUCGUGACGACCACCACGACCACAACGUUCUCGAUGGCCAAGGACAUGGCGCGCUCCAUAUGCCAGCGGUUUCUCGAGGCGAGGUUCAUCGAAUCGGCGGACGGGAAAUAUCAGUCGGUUUACGCGAUGAAGGGCAUCGUCUGGCAGUUGACCCCCAAAGGUAUCUCCAUCUUGGACCGCUUCUGCUCCCGGAAUGGCAUUCAGCAGAAGCAGGUUGCCGAACUUGUCGGGUCGUCUCUGCCCCAGCUCGUGAUUUUGGAGCGGGACGGGCAGUCGGACAAGCUCUUGACGGAUCGCGGGACGAUCGAGGUCAUCUUCCGGCGGUUUAUCGGCGCCAAUGGCUUCAACAUCAAGUCGACCGUGAACUCGGCAGACUCGGAUUCUCUGAGCGACUACAGGGACGGUCUUACCGGCGUCAAGAUGGCCGCGGAGCGCAAAGUAGGAGGCAAGACGUUCAAGGAUACCUUCACCGGAAAAGCCGCGACGGAUUGGCUGAUGGACUGCUCGACCACGGUCGACAGGAGGGAAACGAUCGAGAUCGCCUCUCUUUUCGUGGAGUAUGAUCUGAUAGAAGCUGUGCACCAGGAUCGCAGUCACAUGGCUCAGUACCCAGCGCAUAACCUCUUCCAGCCGACCAAGCAGGCCAUAUACCAGGUCACAGCCAAGGGGCGAGACCUUGUCAACGGUGCCCUGGCCAGAGGGCGUGCGUCUGAGAGCGAGGGGCUGCCGGGUUCGCGGCCUGGCGGAAUCGCCCGCGACUCCAACACGCAGCGGCUUGACAAGAUUCUCAACGAUCCCGCCCUACGGUUACUGUUCCGCGAGAACCUCCGCGAGACUCACUGCGAGGAGAAUUUGUCGUUCUAUCUUGACGUGGACGAGUUCGUUCGGCAGUGCAGACAAGCGAUUCGUCUUGCGCAAAAGAGCCCCAACAACGCCGCGUCGCUCGACGGCAUCAAGGAAAUCAUGGCUCAAGCGUACGGCAUCUACAACGCUUUCUUGGCACCCGGCUCCCCUUGCGAGUUGAACAUUGACCACCAGCUUCGGAAUAACCUGGCGACGCGCAUGACGAAGGCGGUGGGACAGGAUGUUGCCAUGAUCGACACGCUGCACGAGGUUACCUCUCUCUUUGAGGAUGCUCAGAAUGCCGUCUUCAAGCUGAUGGCUAGUGACUCUGUUCCCAAGUUCCUGCGCAGCCCAAAGUAUGAGCAAACGCUCAAGAACUACGAUUUUGACGCCAUCACGGCGACGCAUGCGCAGCCCCGCGUCCCUGAGCGCAGCCAGAGCAGGUCAAAUCGCGGCUGA